AUGGGCCCUCCCGCCCCCUCAGCUCAACCCCACGUUCCUCCCGCAGGAGUGUGGUGUCCAGCCGUUACCUUUUUUCAUCAUCAGACGGACAGCCUGGAUCUUGCCUCGCAGUCUCAGUAUUUCCGCUACCUUUCGCAGACCGGGCUUGCCGGUCUCGUGAUUCUGGGUACCAACUCCGAGGCAUUCCUCCUGACUCGCGAAGAGCGUUCCCAGCUCAUUUCGACCGCACGCGCCGCCGUCGGCCCUGACUUUCCUCUCAUGGCGGGUGUCGGGGCGCACUCAACCAAGCAGACCCUUGAGUUCGCACAGGAUGCGGCUGCAGCCGGUGCCAACUAUCUCCUGGUCCUGCCUCCUGCAUACUUUGGUAAAGCCACAAGUAUGAACGUGGUGAAACGAUUCUUUUCGGAGGUCGCAGCGAAAGCUCCGCUGCCCGUGGUGGUGUACAACUUUCCCGGGGUGUGCAAUGGGGUUGAUAUGGACUCAGAAACUAUCACUUCGAUCGUGCGGGAAUCGGCUGCCGCUCAUUCUAGUGGCCUGUCGAAUGUCGUCGGUGUGAAGCUGACUUGCGGCUCAGUCGGGAAGAUCACACGCCUGGGGGCAACAUUUGCGCCGGAAGAAUUCGCGACGUUUGGUGGUCAAUCGGAUUUCCUCAUCGGGGGUCUCGCCGCAGGCAGUGCCGGUUGUAUUGCAGCCUUUGCUAACGUGUUCCCCAAAACUGCAUCACGGAUCUGUGCAUUAUAUCAGAAGGGACAGUUAGGCGAAGCAAUGAAACUCCAACGGAAGGCCGCCCUGGCUGAGAGUCCUAUCAAAAGCGGCAUUGCCUCAACCAAGCAUGCAGUUGCCUGCUACUCGGCCCCAUCAGCAGGGAUCCAAGGGGCCGAAGAGAAGUUGCUGCCCCGCCAUCCCUACGAAGGCCUUGGAGAGCCCGCCAAGAAGUCCAUUCGGGAAGCCAUGGCGGAAGUGGCGGAGAUUGAGAAGACUCUGUAA
Molecule: messenger RNA, 987 nt
Organism: Penicillium cinerascens
Lineage: Eukaryota; Fungi; Ascomycota; Eurotiomycetes; Eurotiales; Aspergillaceae
Product: dihydrodipicolinate synthase family protein
Exons: 1
Coding region: 1-987 (328 amino acids)
Molecular function (GO): 4-hydroxy-tetrahydrodipicolinate synthase activity
Source: RefSeq, a predicted model, not a curated record